Pisolithus orientalis is the source of this 1249-nucleotide messenger RNA. Its product is annotated as Longin-like domain-containing protein. Gene Ontology annotation, molecular function: SNAP receptor activity. NCBI's taxonomy places the organism in Eukaryota, Fungi, Basidiomycota, Agaricomycetes, Boletales, Pisolithaceae. The coding region runs from base 255 to 914 and encodes 219 amino acids. The record is from RefSeq and is a predicted model, not a curated record. Gene Ontology annotation, biological process: retrograde vesicle-mediated transport, Golgi to endoplasmic reticulum; vesicle fusion with Golgi apparatus; endoplasmic reticulum to Golgi vesicle-mediated transport. Gene Ontology annotation, cellular component: endoplasmic reticulum membrane; endoplasmic reticulum-Golgi intermediate compartment; Golgi membrane. The transcript has 5 exons.
AACAAACCGUACACGUAUAGUCCCUCACCCGGCCUUUGCAACUAACAGAAAGCAUUUAUUUUACUGGUGAUAUCGAGAAAUCGUGCAGACAUCCAUCGCUCGCUUUAGUUCUAACUAAAGAUCGGACUUGCCGUUGCCGCAGUAAUCCGUCUCAACGUCGUGGGCAUGAAAGGCAGGCUAUUGAGUAGACACGUGACCGCAGGUAUACGAAAUCACGCUGGGGCGACGCCGGCACCAAGCUUCCUCCAUUCGACAUGGUUCGGUCGACCAUAAUUGUACGGGCAUCAGAUGCAUUACCGCUCGCCGCUAGCGUAGACGACGAACAGACCGAGCAAACACUCCAGGAACACAAGCAACAAGCCAAGCUUAUAUUCCGUCGCAUAACUCCCCAUUCCGAACCAAAGUGUUCCAUCGAAAGCGGUCGAUAUACUCUACAUUACUUCCUUGCUGAUAAUGUUGUGUAUUUGACUAUCGCUGACCAGUCGUAUCCUCGUAAGCUUGCGUUUUCGUACCUGGAAGAGCUCGAGAAGGAAUUCUCCUCGUCCUAUGGACCCAAGGUGGAGUCGGUGAGGAAGCCGUAUGCUUUCGUUGGAUUUGACACCUUCAUGUCCAAGACUGCACGAUUGUACCGGGACACCCGGGCUGCUAGUGCUUCCCGAGGAUCCAACCUGGACAAACUUAAUGAUGAACUGCACGACGUCACCAGAAUAAUGACGAAGAACAUCGAGGAGCUCUUGCAGAGAGGAGACUCCCUAGACAGAAUGUCGCAUCUUUCUACUUCUCUUCGGACCGAAUCAGAAAAGUAUCGCAAGGCCGCAAGGAAUGUGAAUGUGCAGGCCAUGAUACGGCAAUAUGCGCCUGUCGGUGCUGUGGCACUUAUUUUCAUCAUUCUCCUUUGGUGGCGAUUCUCAUGAUUUGUUGACUACUUCAGCCACUGUACGUACUCUCUUAUGUACCAUUCCGCAGAGUACCUACCCCCUGUGGACAAACGACUGGCGUUCUGACGACAAUUGUAUGUCCUGCCGCUGGCCACAGGAUUACCUGGUACGUACAUAUUCCUACAUUAUACCACCAGAAGACUGCGGACCAUCUUUUGAUUGUGGGAGCGGCGCUACGGUCUUAACAUACCCGGCCGAAGUUACUGAGUCCUCGUGAUCCCUUCCCUUGAUUUGGAUCAAAUACAUCCAAGACUUGGUAGCACCGAAACACGUAACGGAGUUAGGUUUGAACGAUACAGCAUUCGGCGUUU